Messenger RNA from Doryrhamphus excisus (bluestripe pipefish), 8473 nucleotides. Lineage: Eukaryota; Metazoa; Chordata; Actinopteri; Syngnathiformes; Syngnathidae. The record is from RefSeq and is a predicted model, not a curated record.
GGAGGGGGGGGGAUUAUUGAUGAAAUAAAAUAGUAGUAAUAAUGUAGGUCAGGUUGCCCUCCUCAUCCAGUAUGUCAGCCCUUUCUUUGACGUAACAGUAGACAGAUCCGUUUUAAGAGGAGCGUUUUAUUUAAUCUCAAUUUUUCUCUUUUUUUUUCCUGCACCUGUUUUUCUUUGGUUCCUUCUUCCCCCUCUCUCUACCUUGUCUAUUUGGAUCUCUCUGUCUGUCUCCCUUCUCUUUCCGAUGCUUGAAUAGAAGUGGAUCAAAAAGGUAAAGCCCACAGUAAACAUAACAACCACAGCUCGUCCCUUCCUCCCUUCCACGUCCUCCUUGUCUACCUUCCUCCCCCACCCCAUGAUCCCUCCUAACCCGGCACCUUGUGUUGUGGUCAUGUCUGACAUCCAGAGACCCCCUUACUCCUCCUUCUCCUCCUCCGUUUUUUUUUAACUUUUCUUCUUUUGAUAACCAAAACAACUCUAAAACCCUUCUAGAUUUCCACCUGGCGACACCAGAUACAAAAACAAACAAUGAGAGAUAAACGCAUCUCUACUGACGUUCUUACAGCAUCGUCUCAUCCUCCACUCACAUGAAGUGUGUUUCUCCAUCUCUCCCCACACAGACCAAAGACAGAAUCCUCUUCUUCUGUCGUGUCGUCCCAUUUCUCUCUCUUACUGCUCCCCCUCCCCCCCAUUCUCUCAAUCGUUCUAUUGUUUGUUGUUAAAUAUCAGGCAUGGCCCAGCACGCUAACAGGCUAAGCUUCCAAAGAUCCGUACUUCCAGGUUCUCAUGGUCUCCCCUCAUUAGCACACUACCUCGUCUUAUUCUUGGUUAAUCAUUUGGAUCUUCUCAUCCCUUUCUCGCUCGUCUUUUCUCGACUGGUUUAUCUCUCAGAUCACAUCUUUUUUUUUUUAUGGCAAGCCACCAAGCACCCCCUCGAGCCUCAGCACGGGUCCACAGAGGAAGAAGGAGUGUAUCCCUACUCCAGCUCCUUGUAAUGUCCACUCUAAUGCGGCCAGGCUUUGGACCUAAAAAGCCCCAAUCAGCGUGGCCAGCAGCCCCAAUCACUAGCCUCUCCAGGAAAUAGCCCUGGUCCGUCUCCAAGGUCGUUGACCGAGUGGUAGUCCUACAGGGUUCAAAAAUAUCCUCCCCCCCAAAAAACUUUGGAGAUGUACUGAUUAGAAGAUUUAAACUUUUUUUUUUCUUUUAUCUUAACGAGCCUUAAAGAGAUGACUAUCUUCUGUGUCUGUUCCCUCGUAAACCAUGUAAUGUACGGUGUGGCUUUACAGAUACCAUUAAUAACAAGAGGAUACCAGACUCACCUUUUGUACGGCAAAUCUUAAAAAAAAGAGCGACCAAUGACACAUAUCCUCAUAUUUAUAUAUAAUAUUUGUAUUUUAUACAAUUAUAGCUUAAUAGUGUGUAUAAAGUAUGUAUGAUUUUGUAUAAGAUUUUGCGUGCUUGUUUCAGAUCAUCAAAAAAUGUAAAUAUUAGUCAGUGACAACACAACUGAACACUAAAUAUAGUUGCUAAAUGGAACUUUUUUUUGCUGUGGGGUCUUUUGUGACCUCUCGGAUGAGUCGUUCGCUGCGUUAUUGGGGUCAUUUUCAUUGGCCGGCCACUUCUACCAAGGGUCAGCACCGUUUCAUGUUUUCGCCAUUUUUGGAAAAUGGCUCUCAGUGUGGUUUGCUGGAGUCCCGUAGCUUUAAAAAUAGCUUUAUAGACUGAUAGAUGUCAGUUAAUUGAGGCUUUAACAGAGGACAAUCACUUUUUUCUCCCUUAAUAAUAAAAAAAUUCAUUUAAAAACUGUAUUUUGUUCAGUUGUGUUGUAAUUAAAUAAUAUUUAAAUUAGCUUGAAGAUCUGAUGCAUAUAAGUUUGACAAACAUGCAAAAAAAACAACACUUUCACACCAAUGUAUGUUAUUUAGUUUUAUUUAUUCGAUUUUAAAUGAUCUAAAAUGACAUUUUAAACAAUCUCCUUGGAGAAGUACCCAUGCAUAGAUUAGUGAUGGACAUUUUGAUUAAUGGAACAAAAAAUAAACAAUAAUUUAAGCUUUUAAUGUUAUUUGUAGUGGAAUGGGAAAUCAUAGCUCAACUUCCCAUAGCAUAUAGACUCAACAGCACCUCUGCUGGUUGCAGUUGAGUAGUGCAAUCCAUUUUGCUUCAUUUUUUAAUCAGUUUCACUCUAUAAUAUCUGUAAAUAAGUGCGUUUUUCAUCUAUGAACCUUAGAAGCUUGUCAAUCUGGUCUUUGCCCCCCCCGUCUGGAUCUAUAUGUUGAAAAAUACACCUUUAUUGACUGCUUUACCGUAUUUUUCCAUGUCCACGUCCUCCAUUUCUUUCCCAGCACAAGCAGCCAUUGUCGCCGUUCCUGCAGAGGCAAAGCACGACACCAACCCUUCCUCUUCCUCCUCCUCCUCCCGCCUUCCUCCCCUCACUACUGCUUGAUGUUAACUCCUCUUCCACCCCCCCACUAACACUAAGAGGAAAACAGUGUUUUUUCUCUCUUUGCCCUCCCGUCGCCUUCCUUUGUUUGACAUUCCAGACCUGUGUCUUUGCACGCAACGUCCAAUUAGUCCGUGGCUGAUUGGGAUUGGGAUGUUGUGUGGCGUUGACGUUCUCUUCCGCACCGUCCUUGUCAGCUUCCCAGUACCUGCUGUCUAUUUUAAGACAAAGUGUCAGCAGCCUCUGCUGCUUCCCCGUUCUUCACCUCUAUACGCUGACACGGAGCACGCUUCCCACAUCAUUACCGUAUUCCCUUUAUCACAGCUGUCACCACCAAAGAACCUUUCCCACCCCCCCACCCCCACUCUCCCUCACUUCCACCCUGUUUGCUUGUGGAGGUCAGACUCCAGAGCGCCGUGUUGGCGCCGCCACAGAGGGCAGUCACAUCGCUCUCACAGAUAGCUCCACCUGUGAUUUGUACAAGUGAAUGGCCCGAGAGUGAAGAGGUGCUCCGCUGUGGAUGGAGAGAUCAUGGCCGAGCCGUCGCCAUAGUGACGACGAGCUGCGCCUCAUUAGGGAUGACCUGCCACGACUAAACAUGGUCAUGUGACCGACAGGCAAAGCCAGCUAGGGUAGAAUAAAAGGAUUGACGUCAUCAAUACACCGCAAAAAAUAAAAAUAAAUCACAUGAUAGUAUUUUACGACAAUUUUAAAUACACCUCAUAGGUCUCACAAUCAUAUAUUGGAAAUAAUAAACAGUUUAAUUGUGAUUUUAAUAAGCCCUACUCACAACAAGAGGUGCGUGUAGCUUUAAAGCUAAUGAGAUGUGUUUUUACACGCCCUCCAAAAUGUGCUAUUCUGCACUUUAUCACACUCAAUAUUAACAUAAUGUACACGCUGGAACUCUGUACACUUGUCUUUGUAUGUCCGGGGACGCUGCUGCGGGUGCAGGCGCCCAGCUCUUUGCAGGAGGCGGAGCACCAAGCAGGGGCAUGGUGCAAGGACCCGCUUCAGUCCGGGGACCGCCUCUACGUCAUGCCUUGGACCCCCUACCGCACCGACAUGCUGUUCGAAUAUGCCUCCUGGGAGGAUUUCAAACAGAAUCGAGCCACCACGACGUACAAGUUGCCAAACAGAGUCGACGGCACAGGUUUCGUGGUAUACGACGGCGCCGUCUUUUACAACAAGGAGCGCACACGAAACAUUGUGAAGUACGACCUUCGCACGCGCAUCAAGAGCGGCGAAGCUAUCAUCACCAACGCCAACUAUCACGACACGUCUCCUUACCGCUGGGGCGGCAAGUCCGAUAUCGAUCUCGCCGUGGAUGAGAACGGCCUGUGGGUGAUCUACGCCACCGAGUCCAACAACGGGCGACUGGUGGUCAGCCAGGUGAAUCCCUACACACUUCGCUUCGAGGGCACCUGGGAGACCAGCUUUGACAAGCGAGUGGCAUCCAACGCCUUCAUGGCGUGCGGCGUGCUCUACGCCGUGCGCUCGGUCUACCAGGACGACGACAGCGAGGCGGGCGGGGACCUCCUGAUGUAUGCGUACAACACCAACCACGGCCGUGAGGAACCUGUCAACAUCGCUUUCCCCAACCCGUACCAGUACAUCUCCUCCGUGGAUUACAACCCCCGAGACAACCAGCUCUAUGUGUGGAACAAUUACAAUGUACUGCGUUACCCGCUGGAGUUCGGACCGCCGGACCCCACCACGGGUCCUCUGACCACCACUCAAGUGACCACCACUGUUCCGGCCCGACCCUUCACCUCCAGCGCCAGCCCCUCCACCGCCCGCCCCGUGGCCCCCACGCUGCGCCCUGUCGGCUCUGUCAACAACAACAACCACCACCACCCCCCUGGCCCCGACCUACGGGCCAUCACAGCAACCGUGCCCGUCACACGCUGGACGCCUCAGUCCUCACAGGGCCCCCAUGUUUGUGAGACUAAGCUGGUGCGUGGCGUCCAGUGGCCCACCACUAUGAGAGGGGAGACUGUGGACCGGCCUUGUCCCAAAGGAUCUCUUGGCAUCGCUUCCUUCCAGUGUUUGGCCGAGCAGGUCAUAUGGAACCCGCGUGGUCCUGACCUCAGCAACUGCACCUCCCCGUGGGUCAACCAGGUGGCCCAGAAGAUAAAGAGCGGCGAGAACGCUGCCAACAUCGCCAUCGAGCUAGCCAAUCACACGCGAGGGCGGAUCCAGGCGGGGGACAUCAGCUCAUCGGUGCGACUGAUUGAGCAACUGCUGGACAUCCUGGAUGCUCAGCUCCAGUCCCUCAGGCCCGGGAACAAGGAGUCAGCAGCACGCAACUACAACAAGUUCCAGAAGCGAGAGCGGACCUGUCGGGCCUACAUCCAGGCGGUGGUGCAGACGGUGGACAACCUACUCCGUCCCGAGGCGCUGGACUCCUGGCAGGACAUGAACAGCACAGAGCAAGCCCACAUCGCCACCAUGCUGGUGGACAUCCUGGAGAAAGGAGCCUUCCUUCUGGCCAACAACAUGUAUGGCAGUCGCUUCUCUGACCGAGCGCCCAACAUCGAUCUGGAGGUCCACGUCCUGAACACGGAAAUGGACCUGCAGGACUUGUCCUUCCCGCUCAACUACGGCAACGACAGCACCAUCCAUCUGUCGGCGUCCACCAUCAAACAGUACAGUCGUAACGGGCAAGUGAAGGUGGUCUUCAUCCUGUACAAGCACCUCGGGUCCUUCCUGUCCACCGAGAACGCCACCGUCAAGAUGGACUUGCAGUCCGGCCACGGUCGGAAGCGCCUGGCCGUCAAUUCCCACGUGAUCUCAGCCUCCAUUAACAAAGAAUCCAGCCGCGUGUUCCUCACUGAGCCGGUGGUCUUCACGCUCAGACAUCUCCAGGUGUUGGAGAACUACUACAGCCCAAACUGCUCCUUCUGGAACUACUCUGAACGCACCAUGACGGGCCAGUGGUCCACGCAGGGCUGCAGGCUGCUGGACACCAACGGGACACACACCACCUGCUCCUGCAGCCACCUCACCAACUUCGCCGUGCUCAUGACUCACCACGACAACGAUUUCCAGGGCCACAUGCACGAGCUGAUCCUGUUUGUGAUCACCUGGGUGGGCAUCGUCAUCUCAUUGGUGUGCCUUGCCAUCUGCAUCUCCACGUUCUGCUUCCUGCGCGGCCUGCAGACCGACCGCAACACCAUCCACAAGAACCUGUACGUCAACCUCUUCAUCGCCGAGCUCCUCUUCCUGAUUGGCAUCGACAAGACGGACUACCAUAUCGCCUGUCCCAUUUUCGCUGGACUUCUGCAUUUCUUCUUCUUGGCUGCCUUCUCCUGGAUGUGUCUGGAGGGCGUCCAGCUCUAUCUCAUGCUGGUGGAGGUGUUUGAGAGCGAGUACUCCCGUAAAAAGUACUACUACCUGUGCGGCUACUGCUUCCCGGCUCUGGUGGUGGGCAUCUCGGCGGCGAUAGACUACAGGAGCUACGGGACCAAGAAAGCAUGCUGGCUACGAGUGGAUAACUACUUCAUCUGGAGCUUCAUUGGACCCGUUUCAUUUGUUAUUAUGCUCAACCUCGUUCUCCUGAUGAUCACGUUACACAAGAUGAUUCGAAACUCAUCGGCGCUCAAGCCUGACUCCAGCCGUCUGGAUAACAUCAAGUCGUGGGUCUUGGGGGCCAUCACCCUCUUGUUCCUCCUGGGGCUGACGUGGGCGUUUGGUCUCAUGUUUAUCAACGAGAACUCUCUCAUUAUGGCGUACCUCUUCACCACCUUCAACGCCUUUCAGGGCAUGUUCAUAUUCAUCUUCCACUGUGCUCUGCAGAAGAAGGUCCAUAAAGAGUACAGCAAAUGCCUGCGCCACUCAUACUGCUGCAGCCGCACGUCCACCACCAGCUCCCACGGUUCCAUGAAGAACUCGGGCCUGCGCGCCAACAACCGCUACUACAGCGGCAGCCAGGCUCGCCACGCGGCGGCCCACAGACAGAGUCGGAUCCGCCGGAUGUGGAAUGACACGGUUCGGAAGCAGACGGAGUCUUCCUUCAUGGCGGGGGACAUCAACAGCACACCUACGCUCAACCGAGCAGCCAUGGGCAACCACCUUCUGGCAAACCCGGUACUGCAGACUCGCAGCGGAACAUCUCCUUACAACACGCUGCUGGCUGAGAGCUUCACCCCGCCCUCGCCCGGCGUCUUCAACUCCACCGGAACUUUCCGAGACCCAAAGAGCACAUCCAAGGGUCGUGACCCCUGCGGAAUGGAGACCCUGCCUUUGAACGGCAACUUCAACAACAGCUACUCACUACGCGGUGGUCCGGGAGGCGGAGGCAGCUGUGACUUCCUAAGCGGCGGAAAUGGAGAUAGCCCCCCACCUCUAAUCAACCCCCGCGGCUCGGAGACGCUGGGCGGCGGGGGUAUCCGCCGCAAUCUCUCCGAUGCUGCUGCCUUUGAGAAGAUGAUCAUCUCUGAACUUGUGCAUAACAAUUUGAGAGGUGGUGCCGGAGGAGUGGGCGGAGGGGACGGAAGCCAAGUCAAGGGGCAUUCUCACGGUGCAGGCGGACGAGGACCCACCGGGGCCGGGCCAGAUGUGAACGGAGACCAAGAUGACGGACGGCAGCGCACUCCGCAGGAUGUGGAGCUGCUUUACAAAGCACUGGAAGAGCCGCUACUCUUGCAACGCGCCCAAUCCGUCCUCUACCAGAGCGACCCGGAAGAGUCGGAAAGCUACACUGCCGACCUCACCGAAAGUCUGGGUCAGGGAGGGAACAGAGCGCCUGACUCGCCGGCCCAUGACUCCAUAUACACAAGCAUCACCAACCUGCGAGACUCGCCCUACCCGGACAGCAGUCCCGAACCCCUGGAGGUGGUACCUCGAUCAGCCCAGCCCCCGGAAGAACUGUACUACAGCUCCGGGAGGCCCGCCUUGGGCUCCCGUGGGGCACCCAUGCAGACCUUCUACCAAGCCCCGCCGCGGAGACCGAGCGGGGACCACCAGGCUCAGGAGCCCGCUCACAGUGAAGGGGACGGACAGAUGCAGCUCGUUACUAGCCUGUGACCGGCGGCCGAAAAAAAGAGACUGAAGUGAUGGACCCCCCAGUACCGUACGGUCCUGGUGUUUAUCCACUUCCUGUUUGUGUGGUUGCCUUUCUUUCUCUCGAGCAAACAAAGCGACCUUCAGUGGGAGCCGCUGCUCACUUUGCAGAAGAAGCCUUUGACUUUUUAAGGAGUGUUCAUCCAAACUGAGUCCUUCCCGGUUCCUUUGGUACCUUAAGGCCAAGUCCAGCACUCUGAAUGUACCGACCCCCCCCGACCCCUUUACCUUUCAGAACUUUGUUAUAACAAGAAAUGUUUCUGGAGACUAUCAUUUUGUAUUUUGCUCCUUUGCCAUUUGGUACCAAUCAUCAUUUGAUUAGCUAGCUGCUGUGGAGACGCGUGGAGUCGUCUUGUACGCCGUUAGAAGUUAAAAAUGUCUCUUCAUUGUUGCCAAAAAUAUCUUUUAUUGAGCCAGAACAGAAAGUAGAACGUGCACACAGACUUAUCCAGAAGUGCUCAUUAAUGAACAGUUCCUCAUCAUCGGUUUCGGAGGAAGACAAUUCAGAGGAGUUGCCUUCAUUUCCUUUGAACGAGCAGAGGUGGAGGUAGAGAAUUUGGGGGCACGGCCACUUCCUCUGCCCCACCUUUUUUUUUUUUUUUUCUCAGAAUCGUGACCCGCUCCGUCCUUUCUGCCUGUUUGCUUUUUAGGCAUUGGAAAAAGUGACAUGACUGCCUUGCUAUCGUUUCGCUGAGCGUAUUCAUUCUGUUGCAUCCUGGGUGGGGUGGGGGGGUCCUCCUGUAUUUGCUGUUAGAACAUAGCCAGCUGAAGUGGACUUGUUUCCUGUGUGUGUGUGGUUGUGACCGCCAACACUAUAAAAACCAUGUACAUAAGAACCACAAUCCGCUUUAUUCCUAACUACCGUGUAAAUAAAUAGGGAACGGCGGAUGUUCAAAAGCAACAAAAGCGCUAUGAGAGAUGACUUCUUGUACUUGCAACAAAAGAGAAAAAUAAAAUUUCUUUUUUGGGGGA